AUGAAGAAGAAGAAACCCAAAAAAUCCCCAGCCAAGACUCCACCGAAAUCACCACCGCAGGCUUCGCGGGAUUCUCCUCCGGUGAAGUCAACCUCGGAAAAUCAUGUCGAGCCCCUCUCUGAUUCAAAGAUUGUUUCUGAUGCCCAAAUCGGCUCCUCUGCCGCCGUGGAUGCUCAACAAUCAAUUGAAUCCUCAGAUUCAGGUUCCGACCUCAACGUCAACCUGUCCUCCGAGACAGAGAUCGCUGCUCCGGUGGCAGAUCCAUCUCCAGCACGCGUUGAUAGUGAAGGUAUUAACCUAGAGUCGAGCUCCGGUGCCUUAGCCCUCAGCUCCUCUGUUGUAAUGGUGGAAAAGGAACCCUGCGUUGCAGCUGAACCUUCCCAAACGGACACCAUGACUAUAGCAAACGCUGAAGCCAAGCUGCAAACCUCGAGCUCGCGUGAUGCUGAAAUGGCACCCCCUUUGGCUACUCAAGCUAAUGGAGGUUCAGAGCAACAGGUGGUGAACAAGACUGCUCCAAGUGAUGCAAAAACCUCCCCACCUAUAAACAGCUCUCCUCAAAUCAACCUUCCUGCUCUCACUGUCAAAGCUCCGGAAGACACCUGGUGCGCACACGCGAAGGGUAAGCGACUCUCGAGGAAAGGUGAAGCGUUUACGCUGCCGUCGGGAGAAGCAUGUAUAAUGAUUCCGAACUCUGUAAUAGAGAAAAACCGGAAAUCAUGGGAGCCUUUUGUGUUGGGCCAAUUCUACUCGGAUCCCCCAUCACAAGGUACGCUCCACAACAUAGUUAACGGAAUAUGGAGCAAGAACUACAGAGACAUAGCGGUGUCGAAAAUGGAAGGCUUUGCGUUCUUGUUCAGAAUUCCAAACGCAGCUACACGUCACAGGGUCAUCACUCAGCGUCUCUGGCAGAUCGAGGGUCAAACGAUGUUUGUUGACAAAUGGGAACCGGGAGUGGUGCCUUCAAAACCAGAGCUCACAUCAGCUCCUAUUUGGUUGGAGCUCAGAAAUGUUCCUCUCCAGUUCUUUAACGAGGACGGUCUUGAAAGAAUUGCAGGCCUCGUAGGACAGCCGAAGUUCUUGCAUCCAACGACAGCAAACAAGACGAAUCUUGAGGUUGCUAAGGUCUUCACAAUAAUUGAUCCACGGAAACCUCUCCCGGAAGCUGUUAAUGUCCAGUUUCAGUCAGGUGCAGUCAGCAGAGUAUUGGUCUCUAGUCCUAAUUGGAUGCCGCCUGUCUGUGGUAUCUGCAAGGAGGUUGGUCAUGUCUCCAAGCGCUGCCCAUCAGCGACCAAAACCUGUGCUCUUUGUAAAGCUGAAGGUCACGCUACUGAAAACUGCCCCAAGUAGCAGAGAAGUGACUCUAAAGGCAGGAAAACAAGAAGGGGAAGAUCGAAAGAGAAGCAGGUGUGGAGGGAGGUUGAGCCUGUAGGCGCCAUUAACUCUGAGCCUACGGCAGUUCAAGCUAGCUCCAGUGUUGCUCCUCAGACAGAAGUGGUUCAAACAGAGGUCUCGAUGAACUCCAAACUUGGCACAGAAAAAGACAAGGUAGUGGGGGAAUCAAGCUCCAAGCCAGCUACUAAGUCUGCAAGGUCCACAAGGUCGGCGAGUCGUUCUGGCAACUCAGCUUCUUCUAAGUCUGAUAUUCAACCUGACUCCUCAGACGUGGAAUCUUCGGCCUCCGAGUUAGAGGAAGGAGAGUUUAAUAUGCAUGA
Molecule: messenger RNA, 1715 nt
Organism: Raphanus sativus (radish)
Lineage: Eukaryota; Viridiplantae; Streptophyta; Magnoliopsida; Brassicales; Brassicaceae
Exons: 1
Coding region: 1-1350 (449 amino acids)
Molecular function (GO): nucleic acid binding; zinc ion binding
Source: RefSeq, a predicted model, not a curated record